GAAAAAAUGCACGAGCCACGUUAUGCAACGCACGAGCCACGGUAUGCAACUACGACUACAGUUGUAGAGACUACAGAAUACAUGGCACCAAGCGACUCGCCAACCUAUGAGGUUACCGUCCCAAAAGCAGAUUGUUCAUACUUACGAACACUUGGUGGGAUAAUGAAAUGUGUUUGCAUAGGAUUGUGUUUUCUCACAUUUCUUUGCGUUUUGAUAGGAGGACCCGGCUACUACACAGGCGCUGGAUGGGCUACAUUUGUCUCUUCAGUAGGUUUGUGCAUUAGCACAACGCUAUUGUUUCUGUAUGUAUUCCGAGUGGUUGAUGCUCUUCCACAAGUGCCUUGGAUCGUAGGAGAAAUGUGUUUCUAUUUCGCCUGGACUAUCUUUUUCUUCAUUGCGGCCUCUGUGUUGGCAGUGGCAGCGGCACGUUUCAAGGCUACAGGCGGCUGGGCCGUGGCAGCGUUUUUCGCCUUUGGUGCUAUGUGUGCGUACGGAUUCGAUUGUUACCUGAAAUUUCUUGCAUGGAAGAAUAAUGAG
Messenger RNA from Cylicocyclus nassatus, 537 nucleotides. NCBI's taxonomy places the organism in Eukaryota, Metazoa, Nematoda, Chromadorea, Rhabditida, Strongylidae. The record is from the annotation of a GenBank genome assembly.